Messenger RNA from Pyricularia pennisetigena, 3222 nucleotides. RefSeq lists its product as uncharacterized. Gene Ontology annotation, molecular function: calcium-dependent cysteine-type endopeptidase activity. Gene Ontology annotation, biological process: proteolysis. The transcript is spliced from 4 exons. NCBI's taxonomy places the organism in Eukaryota, Fungi, Ascomycota, Sordariomycetes, Magnaporthales, Pyriculariaceae. Gene Ontology annotation, cellular component: cytoplasm. The record is from RefSeq and is a predicted model, not a curated record. The coding region runs from base 1 to 3222 and encodes 1073 amino acids.
AUGUUUGCACCAAGAGGCAAGGGCUACGACUCCGAUUCGGAGGACGAGAGCCAGAAUUUUACACCCAGCCCAGGUACUUCCUCCAGCGUUGUCGCGUUACAGUCAGCAGGACGCGCUAGGAAGGAAAAGCCAUCUCUGGGUGCGGGCGGCAACAAUGCCGAUGAUAAGAAGAAGAAGAAGAUCAAGCUGCCGCCGCAGCACAGCAUCGACAAGAUCUGGGAGCGCUUCUCCAAGAAGACUUUUACCAAAGCCCUGAGCAUCUUGCCUUUUGAGCCAGUGCCUGCGUCGACGUCGUCAGAGCGGGCAAACGAGCUUCUGUGGGCUGGCUACGAGAGGGCGGCGGACGAGUGUAGGCGCAAGGUGCGCAAGAUCAUCCAGGAGUGCAAGAGGGUCAAUCAGAGAUAUAGGGAUCCUGGGUUCGACCUGGACUGGGAUCUCAAAUGGGAAAAGGGAAACACACUCAAUUAUCUUGGAAAGACCAAAUUCGCUCUCAACACGUCGACUCUCCAGGAUCCGAGCUCAACGGUGCCAAAAGCCGUUAAGCGUGUGCAUGAAAUAUUUGAGAACCCGACAUUCAUGAAAAAUGUCAACGGAUCCGACGUCAAGCAGGGCGGAUUGGGCGACUGCUGGCUGAUGGCCAGCAUGAGCGGCCUGGCGAACGUGGAGGGCGCCAUCCAAAGGACCUGUGUCGAGUACAACACUCGUAUUGGUAUCUAUGGUUUCGUGUUUUACAGAGAUGGCGAGUGGAUCUACUCAAUAAUUGACGAUAAGCUCUUCCUCAAGUCGCCAAAUUGGGACAACAGGAGCAUGCAGCGCGAUCUUUUACAGCAGAUCGAGCGCGAAGAAGCAGAGAUGGUGUACCGCAAGACGUACCAAACCGGCUCCAAGGCCCUAUUCUUUGGCCAAAAUAAGGACCAGAACGAGACCUGGGUGCCGCUUUUGGAAAAAGCUUACGCCAAGGCCCAUGGAGAUUACGCAUCCCUGGCUGGGGGUUGGAUCGGCGAGGGUCUUGAGGAUCUGAGCAGCGGUGUGACGACCGAGUUGCUGACCUCGGACAUUCUCGACACCGACGUUUUCUGGGACAACGAGCUGAACAACAGCAACAAGGAGUUCCUCUUUGGGUGCUCGACCGGUCUGCUGGACGGCGGCACGGGUACUAGGGAUGGCAUCCAAGAGCGACACGCCUACAACGUUGUUGAGACGCGGACCCUCAAAGAUGGCACCCGGUUGGUCAAACUUCGUAACCCCUGGGGCGCCAAGGGGCGGGGAAUCUGGGAAGGAGCAUAUUCGGACGGAUCCAAGGAGUGGAAUCGGCAAGUGCAAGAGGAGCUGGGUCACUCCUUUGGCAGCGACUCUGUCUUUUGGAUCACGUACGACGACCUCCUCCGCAAGUUCCAACAUGUCGAUCGCACGCGCCUGUUCCGCGACCCGGACUGGCGCGUCAGCCAGCGUUGGAUUGGCGUCGACGUGCCGUGGCGCGCCCAGUAUCAUGAAAAGUUCCACGUCAAGCUGACUCGGGACUCGCCGCUGGUGCUGGUGCUGUCCCAGCUCGACGACCGCUACUUCAAGGGCCUGCGCGGUCAGUACGUCUUUGACCUGCACUUUCGCGUGCACGAGCAGGGGCGGCCCGACGCAGAGGACUACAUCGUCCGCUCGCACGCAAACUACCUCAUGGAGCGGUCCGUCGGUGUCGAGCUGCCCGACAUGGCAGCAGGCAACUACAGCAUAUGGAUCUGCGUCAGCGGCGAGCGGCUCAAUGGCUCGUCGAGCGUCGAGGAGGUCGUCGCGAGGGAGUGUCGCGCUCGCGUCGAGAACGAGAAGCUCGCACAGGUCGGCAGGGCCUACGAUUUUGCUCACAGCAAGGCGGCGGCCCACCUGGCCGAGGUGGCACGGCAGCGCCGGGCCUGCGAUCACUCCAAGGCUGACGAGGAGCGCAAGAAAGAGAGGAAGACCAAUUGGGAGAGGAGGCGGCUGCAGACUGUCGUGCACAAGAAGCAGAGGGAUAAGAACCUGGCCAAGAGGGAGCGCAGAAAAAAGGAGAGAAGGGAGGCCGCCGAGAAGAAGAAGGCUGAGGAGGAAGCCGCAAAAUUAGCGGCUGAGCCCAAGGUGGAUGAUAACAAGGCGGAUGAUGCGAAGAAGGAUGGCAAGGAUAAAAGCCAAACUGAGGACAAACCUACGGCAGAGACCACCGGCACCCCAGCAGCAGACGAACCCAAGACAGCAAACGAGGCCGAAGUAGUGGGAACCGCCACAAAAGCUGACAAGCCAGCCGAAGAGCCAGCCCCCGAUACAGAGAAGCAAGCUGUCGACUCAAAGCCAACGUACAUCGACGUCGCGACCGACGCCUCUCCCGACUCAGAAUGCAAGCAAGACGCGGAAAGUACCACAUCCAGCGACAGCUCGCCUCAAGACACGCCCAUGGACACCCCCCAGAGCGAAAAGUCAGACACAGUCACCCCAGGGCCCGACGCCGACAACGGCAGCGAAAAAGUGCCAGUACCACCGGUGACAGGCGGCCCUCCACCGGAGCCCGAGUCGACCGACGCCAGCGCCAACACCACAUCCUCCACCCUGCCAAUCGUCUGCCAAUACCACAAGGACCAGCAGGCCGAAGCCCAGAAGCAGCUACUGGCCGCUCAAGAAGAACAAAAGAAGCUGGAGCAGCAACGACAACAGCAGGAGCAACAGCAACAACAGCAACAAGCCCAAAACCAGCGCGACCCCUACUCGGAGGACGACUCGUCCGACUCUCCGGUCAGCGACUGGGACGACCUCUUUGACUCGUCCGACGACGACACGGCCAACCCCAAGGUCCAGCUGCGGGAGCUGACGGCUGCCGCCCAGGCCGCGGGCCUGCCGAACCCGGUGCUGGUCGACGUCGACGAGACAGACAAUGAGGACGCGCGCGCCGAGCCCUGGAACGCCGUCUGCGUCGUCGGGUUCAGGGUUUACAGCAAGGACGAGGCGCUUGAGCUGAGGGUCGUCAUGGAGGGCGGCGAACUGUCCGAGGGCGGCAUGGGCGAAAAGGGGCAGAUGGAUCUCGACGACGCCAUGAACAACGCCGGCGGGGCCAGGAGCGAAGUCAAGAAGGACGAGGCCAGCAAAGAGGACGGUGGUGGGGAGUUGGCCAAGUACGCCACCAUUGUAAGCAAGGACGGCGAGGAGUACGAGAAGGCUGCGGUGCCGCCUGUUUCUACUAAGAAUGGAGAGGACAAAUCAUGA